Cicer arietinum (chickpea) is the source of this 1323-nucleotide messenger RNA. RefSeq lists its product as uncharacterized. NCBI's taxonomy places the organism in Eukaryota, Viridiplantae, Streptophyta, Magnoliopsida, Fabales, Fabaceae. The record is from RefSeq and is a predicted model, not a curated record.
UAUAUAGUAUUUAUUAUCUCUUUUAUGUGUUUCUUAGAUCAUUCAAAUUAUGAAACCAUCAAGUACUCCAACUUCAUUAACUUAUUCAAAUGUAUCUCCAUCAACUUCAUCCAACACCCCAAUGUGUAGCAGCUCUAAAACCACAACUACAGGGUGUUUCACAUCCAUCAUGCGCAAGAUUCUCUGCUCUGAAAACCUUCCAAAAGACCCAUCAAAUCAAAUCACACAACUUGAUUCAACAAAUUCAAUUCUAAGUGAAAAAGAUCAAAACUUGAACACUGUGGCUUUUACAACUCCUCCUUCAAUAGUAGCAAGGUUAAUGGGUUUGGAAUCAAUGGUGGAGACACACUUUGCAUCAAAACAAGGUUCACUUUCACGUAGCAAAUCAAUGAAUUCUAUGGACUAUUUUCAGAGUUUGCAUAAGAAGAGGGUUGAUUCAACAUUGUCUUUUAGAGAACCCCCAAGUUUUAAAGUGAUUGAAAAUGAGAACUUUUUUGUUUUAAGUUUUGAAAAUGAAGGUGAGAAUGGGAGAAGAAAGCAAAUGGUCUGUUCAGAAAUGAUGAAAAAAGUUGAAAUUGAAAGUGUUUUUGAUGAGAAGAGGAAAAUGAGCAAAAGGGUAGUUUCUGAUUCUGAUAUAUCGUGUGAAAAUGAUGGAAAUCGUUGUAAUAAUAAGUUUCAAGAUGUCACCAACACUUUGCAUCAGUUCAAUGAUUCAUCUGAAAAGAAGUGUUUUGAUUCAGAAGGAGUUGAAUUGUUGAAGCCUAAGUAUUGCAAUGAAGUUUUGAUUGGUGAAAAGUUGAAGAAGAGGAGAAGGAGGAGGAAGAAGAGAACAAAAUGUUACAUAUAUAACAAGAUAGAAACUGAAUUCAAAUCAGAUGAUUCAAGUCCUGUUUCUGUUCUUGAAUUUGAACGCAAAUCUUGUGUAGCAGUUGGUUUGAGUUCAAGAAGAAAGUUGACACCAGAGCUUGAAAAUGACAAGCUCAUUCUUGAUCGUUCAGAUGAUAAUUUGAUGAUUAAUGAGAAGAAGGGUAAUGCAAUUGAGAACAACAAAUAUGAAGAUUCAAAGGAGAAAAAGCACAUGAAAGAGUAUAAAGAUAUUUGGGGUGAAACAUGGAGGCUUGUUCAAGAUGAAUUUGGUGGAUCAAAUCAAGUUCAUGCAUGGAUGAAUGAACAAAGUGAUUUAGGAAGCAUAUGUGCUGAAUUUGAGUCAGAAAUUUUUGAUCAAUUGUUGAAUGAGGUGGUGAUAUGUCAACUUGUUGGGUAAUAAUCACUCAACUCACAAGUUAGUAACUUCAAACAAUUUGUAUAAAAAAACUUUUUAAU